AUGAAAUUCCUUAUUAUAUUGGUUGUUUUGUUAACAAUAACAGGCAGAACCCAAGCUGCUCUAACAGCUGCAGAGAAAACCUUAAUUCUCAAUACUUUUAACGGAUGGAGAGAUAAUGCUUUACCAAUUCCAACCACUGAUCUUUCUACUUUGACUUGGAAUACCGCUUAUGAAACCAAUUUGCAGAACUAUGUGAACACUUGUGCCACCAGUUUUUCACCAUUCUCAAAGAGUGCCAAAGUAGCUGAAUUCGUUGUAACUUUCUCUGGAACUUGGAACCUCCAAGUAAUCUUGGACUACAUUGGAGGUACUGCCGCCAAUUAUAAUUUCGACACAAAAUCAUGUGCCUCUGGAAAAUCUUGCUUACACGAAUACACUGUCGUUGCCAAAGGUAAGACAGCUGCAUGUGCUGUCAACAAGUGUGGUACAACCUACCGUUUCUACUGUGACUUUGAUCCAGUCGGACCAUACAGGGGAGUAAAUCCAUACCCAACUCCAACUCCAAACCCAUCUCCAACUCCAACUCAAACACAAACCACCAAACCAACUUCAACCCCAACCCAAACUCAAACAACAAAACCAACACCAACACCAACACAAACCCAAACCACUUCUCCAACAUCAAAGACCAUCAAUUGGCAAUCGAAAUCAACACCAGUCAGAGAUCAAGGUCAAUGUGGAAGUUGUUACAUCUUUGCUGCCAUUGCCAACUCUGAAGCUAGAUAUGUUAUCAAGACUGGUGCCAACCCUGCAACAGUCGAUUUCUCUGAGCAAGAAGGUUUGAACUGUAUCUCUGGUGGUUGUAACGGUGGUUGGCCAACUACAGUGUACAAUACCUUCAAGACCACUGGAUAUGGACCAGAGUCUGCCAACAAAUACACUGGUGUUCAAACAACUUGUACUCAGACUGCCACUCCACGUGUAUCCUUUACUGGUUUCACUCAAACUGCCAAAACCAAAGAUGCUUUAAUCGCUGCCUUACAGACUGGACCAAUUGCAAUCGCACUCCAAGCUGAUGAUGGUUUCCAAAGUUACAGCAGUGGUAUCUAUAAUUGUCCAACCAAAUAUACCUCUGUCAACCAUGCAGUAACAUUAACCGGUUAUGAUGAAGCAACUGAUUCCUGCGGGGUAUAUUUAUUUGAGAAUUCAAUCAAAACAGUAGAUUUGUAUUUUAUAAUUACAAAUCAAUGUUCCAAUCAACUACUGUCUUCCGCAACUGUCUUCUCAAACACCAAGCUAUUUAAGAUUAGAAAAUCUAAUAAACAAUCCAUUCAUUAUUUACUGAUUGAAAAGGGGAUUAGACUAAGUCGAGUCAGACCAGUCGUAGGACCAUACCUCAUCGAUCGUAUAGAGGUUGGUUUGAAUGGUGAUCAUACAGAAUAUGACAGGCGAUUGGUUGUACAAUCCUUACAUUAUCUCAUUUCCAUUGACACUGUCACUUCUGCGUCAUAUCAAUCCUCAAACGAUAGACAAGGACGUACUGAUCAAGCGAUCCGACUAAGACUUACAUCAAAGAAGAAUGACAUUCUAGAAGCAGCACACAGAGAGCUAUUAAGGAAGCAUCCAUUGAAGAUCCCUUACAUGAAUGUACAGUCUAUCACUUGGUCAGGAAGAUUGACACAUGGAGUCAUGACAGAGAUACCUAUUCAAGUGGAUGCACUCUGCACGAUGAUGUGUAUCUUUAUCAGACAUGACAAGUCACCAGCAGGUAUGGAUGCAUUCUCACCGUUCUGGAGACAUGACUACGAUAGUACCUAUCUACUGGCUUUACCUUGCAGAGCAUCCAUUGCAAGUCGUCAAGGAUUAUUCAAGAGCAAAUGUACAUCUGGAUCAAAGACUACAAAGAUUGAGAUCAACUCUGACAGUAUCGCUCCUCAACCUGCAACAGCAACAGUGGACAGUCCAACCAACCAACUAGAAGUACGCGUCAUCACUGAGAUAUAUUUAAUAUACACUGAUUCUAAAAUGACACCAAAGAAGAUCAUUCUCAAUGCGCAAGAACUCAGAUCAAGAGAUCCAAGACAGUAUGGAGUUGUUGGAUCAACACCUGGAGAUAAUGGAUAUGUAAAGAAUGGAUGGAAGAAGGCAGUUUCAGAUUCAGCAAACAAGUAUAGACGCGAUACUGGUAAAGCAAGAACUAUCAGGUCAAUGAAGAAGCAGAACAUGGCACCAGAAGUCAAGAAGGAGUACAGAAGAUACAUCCACGAGUUGAGAGACUUGAAACGCGAGUACUCACCCAAGACCAAUGGCUUCGUUAGAGCACCAAAGGUACAUGUCAACAGCAAGAAGGCACCUCCAAUCAAUCACAUACAAUUACGUUCUUACAACAAGUAG
Heterostelium album PN500 is the source of this 2334-nucleotide messenger RNA. RefSeq lists its product as uncharacterized. The record is from RefSeq and is a predicted model, not a curated record. Lineage: Eukaryota; Evosea; Eumycetozoa; Acytosteliales; Acytosteliaceae. Gene Ontology annotation, cellular component: lysosome. Gene Ontology annotation, molecular function: cysteine-type endopeptidase activity. The transcript has 7 exons. The coding region runs from base 1 to 2334 and encodes 777 amino acids.